This is a messenger RNA of Halteromyces radiatus, 2352 nucleotides long. RefSeq names its product heat shock protein 90-1. Gene Ontology annotation, biological process: protein folding; protein stabilization; cellular response to heat. NCBI's taxonomy places the organism in Eukaryota, Fungi, Mucoromycota, Mucoromycetes, Mucorales, Cunninghamellaceae. The record is from RefSeq and is a predicted model, not a curated record. Gene Ontology annotation, molecular function: ATP binding; ATP-dependent protein folding chaperone; ATP hydrolysis activity. Gene Ontology annotation, cellular component: cytosol; protein-containing complex; perinuclear region of cytoplasm. The transcript is spliced from 3 exons. The coding region runs from base 53 to 2155 and encodes 700 amino acids.
UUUUUUUUUUCUUUUUCUUUUUAUUUACACAUCCCUUUUUCUUCAUACAACCAUGUCUGCUGAAACUGAAACCUUUUCUUUCCAAGCUGAAAUCUCUCAGUUGAUGAGUUUGAUCAUCAACACCUUCUAUUCUAACAAGGAAAUUUUCUUGCGUGAAUUGAUCUCCAACUCUUCUGAUGCUUUGGACAAGAUCCGUUACCAAUCCUUGACUGAUCCCUCUGUUUUGGACUCUGAAAAGAAAUUGUUCAUCCGUAUCACUGCUGACCGUGAAAACAAUAUUCUUAGCAUCCGUGAUUCUGGUAUUGGUAUGACCAAGGCUGAUUUGGUUAACAAUUUGGGUACUAUUGCCAAGUCUGGUACCAAGGCCUUUAUGGAAGCUUUGUCUUCUGGUGCUGAUAUCUCCAUGAUUGGUCAAUUCGGUGUUGGUUUCUACUCUGCUUACCUUGUUGCUGAUAAGGUUCAAGUCAUCACCAAGCACAAUGAUGACGAACAAUACAUUUGGGAAUCUGCUGCUGGUGGUUCUUUCACUAUUACCCGUGAUGAAGUGAACCCCUCUCUUGGUCGUGGUACUGAAAUGCGUCUCUACUUGAAGGAAGAUCAAGUUGAAUAUCUCGAUGAAAAGCGUAUCAAGGAUAUUGUCAAGAAGCACUCUGAAUUCAUCUCUUAUCCUAUUGAAUUGACCGUUGAAAAGGAAGUCGACGUCGAAGUCUCCGAUGACGAAGCCGAAGAAGUCAAGGAAGGUGAAGAAAAGCCCAAGAUUGAAGAAGUGGAUGAUGAAGAAGACAAGAAGGAAAAGAAGGAAAAGAAGACCAUCAAGGAAAAGGUCACUGAUAUUGAAGAACUUAACAAGACCAAGCCCCUUUGGACUCGUAAUCCUGAAGAUAUCAAGGAAGAUGAAUAUGCCAACUUUUACAAGACCCUCACCAACGACUGGGAAGAUCAUUUGUCUGUUAAGCACUUCUCUGUUGAAGGUCAAUUGGAAUUCCGUGCCAUCCUCUUUGUGCCCAAGCGUGCUCCAUUUGAUUUGUUCGAAGGCAAGAAGAAGCGUAACAACAUCAAGCUCUACGUCCGUCGUGUGUUCAUUAUGGAUGACUGUGAUGAAUUGAUCCCUGAAUAUCUUGGCUUCAUCAAGGGUGUUGUUGACUCUGAAGAUUUGCCCCUCAACAUUUCUCGUGAAAUGCUCCAACAAAACAAGAUCCUUAAGGUUAUCCGCAAGAACUUGGUCAAGAAGUGUAUGGAAAUGUUUGCUGAAAUCGCUGAAGACAAGGAAAACUUUGAAAAGUUCUACGAAGCCUUCUCCAAGAACAUCAAGCUCGGUAUUCACGAAGAUGCUCAAAACCGUGCUAAGCUCGCUGAUUUGUUACGUUACCAUUCUACCAAGUCUGGUGAUGAAAUGACUUCUCUCAAGGAUUACGUUACCCGUAUGCCCGAAAAGCAAAAGAACAUUUACUACAUCACUGGUGAAUCUCGUGCCGCUGUCGAAAACUCUCCCUUCUUGGAAGGUUUCAAGAAGAAGGGCAUUGAAGUCUUGUUGAUGACUGAUCCUAUUGAUGAAUACGCCACCACUCAACUCAAGGAAUACGAUGAUAAGAAGUUGGUCUGCAUUACUAAGGAAGGUGUGGAAAUCGAAGAAGAUGAAGAAGAAAAGAAGGCUCGUGAAGAAGAAGAAAAGAAAUAUGAAAACCUUUGCAAGACUGUCAAGGAAAUCCUUGGUGAUAAGGUUGAAAAGGUGGUUGUGUCCAACAAGCUUACUGACUCUCCAUGUGUUCUCACGACUGGUCAAUUCGGCUGGUCCGCCAAUAUGGAACGUAUCAUGAAGGCUCAAGCUCUCCGUGACAACUCUAUGUCUGCUUACAUGGCUUCCAAGAAGACUUUGGAAUUGAACCCUAGCCAUCCUAUUGUCAAGGCUCUUGAAGCUAAGGUUACUGCCGAUUCUGGUGACCGUACCGUUAAGGAUCUUACUACUUUGUUGUAUGAAACCUCUUUGUUGACCUCUGGUUUCUCUCUUGAUGAUCCUUCCGAUUUCGCCAAGCGUAUCAACCGUAUGAUUGCCCUCGGUCUUUCUAUUGAUGAAGAAGAAGUUGCUGAUGAAAUCAUUGAAGAUGCUCCUGCUGCCGAAUCUGCUGAAACCUCCAAGAUGGAAGAAGUGGAUUAAAAAAGAGGAAUUUUUUUUUUAUUAUUUACAUAGUUUGAAUUACCCCCAUUUUAUCAUUUUUUUUAUAGUAUAGUAUAGUAUAUUUUUUUAUCAUUUACAAAAGAAAAAGAACUGAUUUUUUAUAGUAUCAUCAUGUUUGAAACCUUUUUUUAUAAAAGUUUGUCCAAAUGUAUAUUUUUUUUUAUUUACAAAUCCAA